Molecule: messenger RNA, 2666 nt
Organism: Phragmites australis (common reed)
Lineage: Eukaryota; Viridiplantae; Streptophyta; Magnoliopsida; Poales; Poaceae
Product: LEAF RUST 10 DISEASE-RESISTANCE LOCUS RECEPTOR-LIKE PROTEIN KINASE-like 1.2
Exons: 5
Coding region: 300-2408 (702 amino acids)
Biological process (GO): protein phosphorylation
Molecular function (GO): polysaccharide binding; protein kinase activity; ATP binding
Source: RefSeq, a predicted model, not a curated record
CAUACCAAGUGGGUUAUCCGAUGAUCCUACCUCGCGUGCACCAAACAAGGAUCGGAAUGAACAAUGAAGUAACAGGCAGCCGACGAUCACUGAUCAAACGGCUUGGCACCAACGGGCAAGACGCAAAGUCCAAAGCUGCUUCAUCAGUCUCCAAACGUCUCAAUCCGGGUGAUCAUGUGGCCCGCCUCCGGCCCACCAACAACCAAACCCGGUCAAGUCCACGCGACUUAUAAACCGCGGCGCGCGCAAGAAACCAAACUCGUACACGAUUAGUGGUAGCUGCCUAACAAAACAGCCAAAUGCGUCCGCCUCGUCUUCUCGCCACCAUGGCUCACCUACCACGCUGCCCCGUCCUCGUCUUCCUCUUCCUCGUCGUCCAUGCUCAUGUCCCCGCCUCCCAUGGCGCCUCUCUCCCGCCCACUUACGACCGUUCAAUGUGCUCGGAAUCGUUCUGGUGCGGGGACGUCGAUAUCCACUACCCGUUCUACCUCUCCAACACAACCGAAGACACCGCCGAUUACAGUCCAUCCUUCUCCUGCGGCUACACCGAUCUGAUGAUCUUCUGCCGGGAGGAGGGGGCAACCAAGACCCCCAUCAUCCAUCUCGGCGGCGACAACUACACGGUACAGAACAUCUUCUACAACACCAGCACCAUCAUCCUCGCGGACAGCGACGCGCUCAGCGGCCGCAGCUGCCCCAGGGUUCGCCACAACGUCAGCUUCGGCCAGGAGUGGCUGCACAACACCAGCUCCUACGACAACCUCACCUUCUUCUUCGGCUGCUACGCCACGCCAAGCGAUCCCGCGCCGCCUCGUUUUGACAAAUACAAAAUCGAUUGCGCGGAGUUCAAUAAUUCGGCGGACGGUGGAGUCUCCUUCGUGUUCACGUCUGAAGAGGUGGACAAACCUCUGGAGCACGAGUUGUCCCUGUACUGCAAGGCGAUUGUCACCGUGCCAGUGAGAAGCGAGGUUCUGACGGCAAACAAUAUUCCGUCCGUGCUGACAAGUAGCGGAUACGGUUACGUGCUUCGGCAGGGGUUCGAGCUGGCCUGGAUCCGGAAGACGACAGACCUGUGUUACCGAUGUGAGCAGUCCGGCGGACGGUGCGCCUACGGUCGGAACGGGGACUUGAUGGGUUGCUUGUGCACCGACGGGAAGGAUUGCAAAAACAGUGGAGCCAGCACAGGAGCGUCGCCAUCGAGACCGAAGAAAAAGACGAAAGCAAUUAUAGCAGGUGUCGUUGGUGGAUUCUUCGUGUUUCUCGUUGCUGGCGUAACAGCUAUUUUGUUCAUUCGCAAGAGAAAGCGGAAGGAAAUCAACUCAUCUUCGAAGCUCCUCAAGUACAGCGGCUCUGGCGGGACCCCACGCUCCCGGGGUGGCGACAUGGAGUCCGGCAGCAUCCAGGACCUGAAGACUCACCUCUUCAGCUACGAGGAGCUCGAGGAAGCGACCGAUUGCUUCAAUGACAACAGAGAGCUCGGUGAUGGCGGCUUCGGCACUGUCUACAAAGGGUACCUAAAGGACGGGCGCGUGGUGGCGGUGAAGCGGCUGUACAACAACAGCUACCGGCGCGUGGAGCAGUUCGUAAACGAGGCGGCCAUCCUGUCCCGACUGCGCCACCCGAGCCUGGUCAUGUUCUACGGCUGCACGUCCAGCCAAAGCCGCGAGCUUCUCCUGGUCUACGAGUUCGUCGCCAACGGCACGGUCGCCGACCACCUGCACGGCCACCGCGCCUCCGAGCACGCCCUCUCGUGGCCGCUCCGCCUCAGCAUCGCCGUCGAGUCCGCCGCGGCGCUCACGUACCUCCACGCCAUCGAGCCGCCUAUCGUGCACCGCGACGUCAAGACCACCAACAUCCUCCUCGACUCCGACUUCCACGUCAAGGUCGCCGACUUUGGCCUCUCCCGCCUCUUCCCCCUCGACGUCACGCACGUCUCCACCGCUCCCCAGGGCACGCCAGGGUACGUGGAUCCGGAGUAUCAUCAGUGCUACCAGCUGACGGACAAGAGCGACGUUUACAGUUUCGGCGUCGUCCUGGUGGAGCUCAUCUCGUCCAAGCCCGCCGUAGACAUCACCCGACACCGCAACGAGAUUAACCUGGCCUACAUGGCCAUCAACAAGAUCCAGAAGUGCCAGCUCGAGCAGCUCGUGGACCUCGGCCUCGGCUACGAGGCCGACCCAGCCACGAAGAAGGCUAUGACCAUGGUCGCCGAGCUGGCGUUCCGGUGCCUGCAGCAGAACGGCGAGAUGCGGCCGCCGAUCAAGGAGGUGCUCGAGGGGCUCAAGGCCAUACAAGAUGAAUGCCGGAUGGAGACGGAUGGAGACAAAAACAAAGAAGGGCCCUUCUCCCCCAACACGGUCCAUGCUCCAUGGGACAGCAGGGCCACGACGCCUAACACUAGCCAGUAACCCGCGGGGACUAGAUUAGUGCUUGAGAGUUGAGACCUAUCGAGAUUUAUUUGUACAAUAUUUGUAUCACUGCUGCUUAGGGAUGCGCUUGUUGUGUGAGGGCGUGAGGCCUUGUUACUUCCAGGCCUCGUAGUUCCUGGUGAUGUAAAUAUGCGUUCUGUUGGUGCUGUCAGAACAGAUGGGAUGUACAUAGAAGUGAUAAUGCUACAUACAUACGAAUAUUAAGUGCUACGUUCCAAAUAUAAGUCCAUUUAUAUU